Messenger RNA from Hyaloscypha bicolor E, 1746 nucleotides. RefSeq lists its product as uncharacterized. The transcript is spliced from 4 exons. Bases 1 to 1746 code for a protein of 581 amino acids. Lineage: Eukaryota; Fungi; Ascomycota; Leotiomycetes; Helotiales; Hyaloscyphaceae. The record is from RefSeq and is a predicted model, not a curated record.
AUGGUCCGGAUCAGGCCCUGGGGAGCGACUGCUUUGGCUGCUCUCUCCAUCUCUCGACAUGCCGCUGCCUUCAACAACCCUCAGAGUAUGCCUGUCUGGUGUGGAAAGAUAUAUAAAAAGGACUAUCCUGCUAAUGAUCCAGGAGGGCAAUUCCAAUUUCCGCCUCCCAAAGUUGAACCUUUGCUCUAUCUUACCAUCCAACCAAGGUAUACAAUAUUCCUGGAAAGCGACGAAUCGAGUUCCUUCAUCGUGAACGCCCCGAUAUCUCACAUUUUUGGCAAAUCCUACAAGAAUGGAAGUUACGACAGCCCAGGGAGUUCUAAAAAGAAUCUAUUUGCCACACUGGACUUUGAGAUAUACAGUGAAGAGUCCGGACACCUUCUGAAAACCAGCUCUGUCCCAGUCAAUUCAACAGGCAACGUCGUCGGAUUCUCGUUGUCCUCAUUCAAGCCUCGAUUCAAGCCGUAUGCUGUUUCUAUAAAUGGAACUCCCCCAGAUGCACAACAAUCGUUUACUGCUAAGACUUUGAUCUAUGUUCUGCCAUCACGUUCCUACGGCAGUGCUGUCAAGAUUGACAAUCUCUAUGGUGGACUCUACGUUCAGAAUGGGUUCAACAAUUGGAAGGGCUGGUAUGCCAUUUUCCCAAACGGUGGCUACGCAGAUGGAGGCUAUGUCAGUCCGUCAAACAUCAGCUUCACACAUUUAGACACCUACGCCUCCCAGGGGUUCAAUACGAUAAAUAUCCCCCCCGAUGGAAGUCUUCCUGAUCAGUCAUAUCCAGUGGCAGAAUUCGAAAAGUACUGGGACAAUAUGGAUCAGCUGAAUCUCUUCAAUCUGUAUGAUAUGCGUUCUGCGUUCCAAAACGAAACUCGGAUCAAUGAGCAGGUUGCGCUUUGGAAGAACCGGACCACGCUCCUCAGUUGGUAUACGGCAGAUGAGCCAGAUGGAUGGGAGUACAACCUCAAUUCAACUAAACUAGCAUAUGAUCAAAUUAAGGGGCUGGAUCCAUACCAUCCGGUAUCCCUCGUACUAAACUGCCAAAAUUUCUACUAUGAAGAGUACAGUGCCGGCGCAGAUAUCGUUUUCGAAGACGCCUACCCCAUCUCCAUCAAUGCUACGUAUUCCAUCCCAUGGGGCAUUCCAUGCAAUGCCACCUACGGUGACUGUGGAUGCGAUAACUGCGUGGGAGAGCUGACAGAUGUCUCCACUCGUCUGGAUGACUUCCAAAAUUACCAAGCCAACUUGAAAGGCCAAGGGAGCAAACCUACUUGGGCUGUUAUUCAAGCCUUCGGGGAUCAGGAUUACUGGACCAGCAUUCCCAGUGUUGCAGAAGUGGAAAAUAUGAUGAUGCUGGCUGUGAACCAUAAUGCAAAAGGCCUUUCGUAUUGGCUAUAUCCAAGCACAGCCGACAUCAACCUUGGGAGUGGGCAACUUGGAAAGGUUUUUCAGAAAGAGCCUGGAAUUGAUUUCCUGUUUGGAACGAAUGCGAUCAAAGGUCUACCUGUGGCUGGGGAGGCCCUAAUUGAUGCGAGUGCUUGGAUUGUGGGCAAGAAGAUGAUGGUUGGGGUUGCAAGUGGACCACUUGUGAAUUCGUCGGCCGAGGUCAGUAUCACGUUGCCAGCGAGCGCUUCCUCUGUCGAUCAAGUGCUGUACGGAGACUCUGGGUGGACUGUUACUGGUAACACACUCUCGAAAGCGGGAAUAAAGGGCUUGGAGGUGGGCAUCGUGGUAUUAAAUCUCAGUUAA